Messenger RNA from Caenorhabditis elegans, 1355 nucleotides. It is a transcript of the gene idpp-2, whose product is annotated as Intrinsically Disordered Protein, expressed in Pharynx. The record is from RefSeq and is marked reviewed. NCBI's taxonomy places the organism in Eukaryota, Metazoa, Nematoda, Chromadorea, Rhabditida, Rhabditidae. The transcript has 4 exons. The coding region runs from base 149 to 1234 and encodes 361 amino acids.
AGACGCUAUUAGGACCUCCUCCCAUCUUAUUAGCUGUUUAUCCUUCAUCACAAGACAUCUCAAUAUUGGUUCCAUAGGUGUAGCUUCUUCUGCUUCUUCUUCUUCUUUUGUACCUACGUCAUCAUACAUUGGUUACUGUCCUACCGAGAUGCGUACCGACGUGGGUUCUAUUCCAUUAAUGUGUAUUCUGUCUACACUAACGACUGGUGUGUUCGGAUAUCUUCCGACAGAAGAUCUCACAAAUUCGAUAAUUUCUGGAAACGGUGGUUAUCCAGUUCCUCCGGACACUAUUAUACCGGCCGAUGGAGAUGAGGAAGGUUCCCCAGACGAAGAAUCCGACGUUGAUUCCGGUGAUUCAAUUUAUCGAAAGAAAGUCACCACAUUCCGACGACGAAACAUAAAUGCCCCAUUCGGAGUUCGUGUUCCUUUCAGUAGAAUGGCCUAUAAAGCCGGUUAUGGAUCAAACAGAAUGGGCUAUCGGAACACGGGAUCCCCGCCACCCCCACAAAUAGGUGGCCUCUACGGUGACCGUAAUCCGAAUCCAUAUGGCACAGUGAAUCUUGGUGGAGGUUCCCCAUAUCCUGGGGGUCUAGAAGAGUACAAUAUCCGGCCGGCCGCUCCAUUUUCCGGACUGGUCGGAGGAAGUCGAUCUGGGUACUACGGGAGCACUGUUGGUAUGAGACGGGGUGCCGUUGUGCCGCCUAUGAGCUCCAGGAAGACGAAAAUUCCACAGACUGAGUAUCCACCUGAUUACGCAUCUAACGACCUGAUGAACAGUUUCAAUGGAGCUACAAAUUCCGCGAUCCCAUCACUUCGCGAGCUUGCCACCUAUGCGUCACGCUAUGGUCCCGCAUAUCUUCGCGAACGAUUCGGAAGCCAUGAUUCCCAACUUGAGCGUAUGCUUUAUGGCGGCAGUGGACCACAGAUCCCAUCACGUGGAGGAGGAAUUCCCAUAGAUUACAACAUGAACAUUGCUUCGAAUCACUGGAACCGAGGAAUUGGCUCUCCGAUGGGAAUUAUGUCGCGGGAUGUUGAUUCCUAUCAACACGACGAUGCGGCCAAAGCAAACAAAAAGACCACUACCGGCUCGCCGAGCACGACGAGCACACGGAAACCUCGGAAAGCUAGGAAGCCAACCAAGAAGACUGUUGCCGCAGCUCCUUCGUCUAGCUCGAACACAUCGACUACGGCAAAGCCUGCAAAAACUGUAAAGACAUCGGAGAAGUCUGCCUGAAAACAAGAAUAGAAUCAAUUUUUAAAAAUGUACAAAAUCAAACGCCCUACAAAUCAUGUGUGUGAAGAAGAAUAAUAACUAACAUAUCUAUUUAUAUUUACCGAAUAAAUAUAUAUUCAUC